This is a messenger RNA of Cygnus olor (mute swan), 5966 nucleotides long. It is a transcript of the gene DNASE2B, whose product is annotated as deoxyribonuclease 2 beta. The transcript has 7 exons. Gene Ontology annotation, molecular function: deoxyribonuclease II activity. The record is from RefSeq and is a predicted model, not a curated record. Lineage: Eukaryota; Metazoa; Chordata; Aves; Anseriformes; Anatidae. Gene Ontology annotation, biological process: apoptotic DNA fragmentation. Bases 48 to 1106 code for a protein of 352 amino acids.
CUUUUAGUCUCUGCCCUGUGCUCACACUGUGCAGCUGAGGCACCAAGAUGACCGUGGGGUCUGCAUGGUGUAGCCCUGCUGUGCUACUGCUUCUCUCUUCCCCGUCACUAUGGGCAGUGCAAAUUUCCUGCAGAAAUGAAGACGGGGAGGCAGUCGAUUGGUUUGCUCUGUACAAGCUGCCAAAAUACACCAGAGGAGAGGAUGCGAGGCUGGGGCUGCAGUACCUGUACAUGGAUGCCCUGGUGCAGGACUGGCAGCUCGGCAAAUACCUCAUCAAUAUGACGCAGGGCGCGCUGGGACAGACACUGAGGCAGCUCUAUGAAGCAUACGAGUCCAAGAGCAACAACACUGCAUAUGCAAUCUAUAACGAUGAGGUCCCUCAUUCAGACUCCACCAGCUGGAAAAGAGGACACACCAAAGGGUUUCUGCUCUUGGACAAAUCACAAGGCUUCUGGGUGAUUCACAGUGUGCCCCUGUUCCCUCCCUUCCCUGAGGAUGGUUAUGGGUACCCAGUGAGUGGGCAGUCCUACGGACAGACAGCCAUCUGCAUAACCUUCAAAUACGACCAGUUCACAGAAAUAGACCAACAGAUGCUGAGCUCUAAUCCACAAAUCUACAGCUGUUCCCUCCCUAGUGCCUUUCAGGCUGAUCUCCCAAAUCUGCAAAAGCUCUGUGCACGCUCCAGGCUGCCCUCAGCCCCCUUGCACCGCCUCUCCAAGCUGCAGUCAGCUCGCGGGGAGGCCUUUCUCCACUUUGUGAAGUCCCACUCAUUCGUGGAUGAUAUCUACGUGGCCUGGGUGGCUCAGGAGCUGAAGACUGAUUUGCUGGCUGAAUCCUGGCAGCACUCUGGCCGAAAACUUCCCUCAAAUUGCUCUCUGCAGUACCAUGUCUACAACAUAAAUCUCAUAGGGACACCACUGAACUCUACCUUCCAUUCCAUCGAGGAUCAUUCCAAAUGGUCUGUUUCAAAGAAGAACGAAGAUCAGUGGACCUGCAUUGGAGACCUAAACCGUGCUGCUGAGCAAGCUUGGAGGAGUGAGCUGCAUGUGCGUGACCUCACAGCACAGGAACAGCCAGGAACACUUCAUUGGGGACAGCUCUGGUGAGGUGCUCCAUCAGACAUCAGAGCGCCAGACUGGCUCCACCACCUGUAUUUCCUAUGGGAGAUGCUCAGCCACAGCAUUUGGGUCACGGAGCUCAACAGCAAGGAGUCUCCACCUCAGGCUGACGCAGUGGUGUGUCACAGUCCCGCUCCCCAGGCUACAAGUCAACAGCCUAUCACUGGGCUUUAAGUGCUAAUUGUUAUUCUUAAUGAUUUGAUCAACUGAUAGCUAUCAUAGAGCAAGAUUAUUCACAGCAUUCCUCUUCCAAUAUGCCCAAGACUGGUAGCCUCCAUGUUAGCUGCUGCUAAAGAGGCAUAAACGGCAGGGGGAAGAUGGGGAGAAACAUUACAUGACAGUCACCUAAAUAGGCAGGUUGGGUACACGCUUAUUUCACUGGUGUAGCAAUACAAAGGCUGCAGUUCUGGUUCUCUCUUUUUUUGACUGUAAACAGUUUUAAUGCAAUUUUCCUCACAUUGCGUAAUGUCCAUAUUUACAUAUCCCAGUAUUUCCACUACAUACAUUAUAAAACUCAAACUCAUAUGCCUUCAUAGCAUGCAUUGUGAUCAAUUGCUGGUGUGAGAAGUAUUUUUGCAUAUUUUUCCAAGGUUUUAACUUUAAAAUGUGCUGUUCUUUGUCAAAAUGCCAAGUGCUUGACAGCUCUAUCCACCCCAUGCUCCCUUCGCUGCCCAUGGUGACCCCUCUGGCUGGGCUGCUCCUGCGGAGGGGGACAUCCAGCACGGCCCCCGCAGUGAUUUCGGGGGGACCUGCUGAGCCAAGCUGAGGCUGCCAAAGGACAGAAGUCUUGGACGCAGCCUGGAGAGGUCAGAAAGCUGUUUUCCCUCCUGGAAACCCCGUGUCUCUUCCCCUCAGCACGCAGGUAUGGCUAUUCUGUCCCUUGGGCUCUGUUCUGGUUAGACUGAAUGUGAACAUUUAUUACGCAUGAAAAUUGUUUGCCGAGGGAGUAGGAGAGGCCAAAAGCACACGUUAUUAAUCCACUAAACGUUGCUGUAAUGCAGAUGAGUUUGCAACAAACACAACAGCAGGGAUCAUUGUUUGGUAGGAAUUGCCUUGUAAUUAUUCAGGCAAGACUGGGCCCUGUCCCAGCACGCAUCGCAAGCGCCCAAGCGACAGGGAAGGCGAACGCAGCCUCUCGCAAUGCCCGCCCGCCCCGGCAUCUCCCACCCUUGCCACCACCGCUGCCCUGCAGAGCAGGCAGCAUGCCUAUCUUCCCCUCCUCUCCGGAAAACGAGGCCCGAUGGUUUUCCUCUGAACCCCCAAGGAUUCUCCUGCAGCACCAGUAGUUGGGGAUCCUUCGGGUAGUGUCUUGCUGUGCUGGAAAUGGGCAUUUUUACACAGACUUAAAUGUAGGAGGCCGUCUAAAGGAUUAGACAUCAGCCUUGUUGGGACAAAAACUAAAAGACUGUGAAGGUGUGGAAACUUAAGCUGUGUGAAAUUUUGUUCCAGCUGGGCACUUACUCCACUGGAAAACAGGCAGAAGCAUCCAGUCAGAGGCCCUUUCACAGGGUGGCCUUUAAGGGGGGAUUGCUCCAGGUGUCUUCACAAUGACUGAAAAUAUCCUGAGAGCUAGCAAUGGGAGUCACCCCUUCCGACAGUGUGCUGGGGAACUUCUCGAGGACUCCAUGCCAGCCAUCUGCCAGCAAGUGAAGGGAAUUCUGAGGUGAAAUUUCUCUGACUUAGCUGGGAGCCUUCCCUUCUUCGAGGCAUGCCAACAUAGCCUGCCACUGGCCUUGUCACAGAGGUUUGCAGAUCCAUUUCUGAAACAAAUUCUGCUUCAAAGCAGGCAUUUUUAAAAGUACCUAAGUCCUGCAGAGCUGUGCAGGUUUUGCCCAUCCAGCUGCCAGCAAUGCCCGUUCUGCCAACCGCCCUUGCAAAGCCGUGCCUCUCUCGCCUCCCCAGCAGCUCAGACCAGCUGCUGCACCAGCAGUGCACUGAGUGCAGCUUCCUGCUCUCGGAGCGGGAGGUUUCCAGCAAACACCUCUAAUGCAAUCUCUUAUGUCAAACAAGUGCCUUCUCAGCAUGCCUGUGGUGUGAAGAGACAGCACUAUUUUUGAGAAGACAUAUGGGCCUCUCUUGUCCCUCUGUUCUGUUUAAAUAUAUACACCCCUGACUCCUGAGAGUAAUGAAAUGCUAAAGAAGAACAUUGUGAGGCUUUUUUUUUUAUGUAUCAAAGCAUCCUUCGCAUUAUUAGUGUAGUCACAUAAUUAUCCCCAGAGAAACUCACAUCCAUAAGUUAACACCCAUAAAUUAUUGUGUGGAUGUCUUUUAUACCUUCAUUUUCAGCUUCUGGGAAAGAUACAUCACUGGGUUCUUAGCACAGUAAUUGUUUCCAAACAUGUAAUCUGCCUAUGCCCUGGGUAAAACGUUCAGGAGACAGAGCCAUGCUGGCAGUGUCUGCUAGAAUCUCAGUGCAAGCUAAAGCCUAACUGUGCUCAGAACAUGAUGCAAGAAUGUGAUGUACCUCUUGUGUUUCACAAGAGAUUUCUUAAAAAGACAGAAAAUUAAAAAUGAGAAUGUAGAGGAAUAGGAAUUUAUGUUAGGCAAAGCAUGGAAAAUAAAAUCUUGUAGCAGGGAAUAAACUCUCCAUAGUGCAAGGCAGGGAGACAGAUCUGAGAUUUCAAGCUACGCUAUCAAUAUCAGUAUAUUAUAGAUACUCUGAUACCCCAAGCAGAUUAUCUAUAUCUAACAUUUUCCUACUUAGAUCAGAGAUACCAGAUUAAAGGCCUACCCUGCUGAAUAUUCUCAGAAUCCUUCAGCAGUAAAAGCUGCUACAUAUGACCUCAGAAACCAGUUGUAGCACUUUCAGAUCUUGGCCUCAGAUAGGAGGUAGUUCAUAAUAUAUAUAUAUGUAUAUAUAUAUUUUUUUUUUGGCAGGCUCAUUAUAUGCUUAUCUACUGUUUUUAACUGAUUUAUCCCAGUGUAAAGAGUACGCUAUUCUAGCUAUUCUAUGCAUAUUUGAUACCUUAAUUUUACUCAAAGUGUUAAAUAAGAAACACUAGGACUUGAAAAAUAUAUCUUAUCUCUAAAACAGCUGUUACAUUUUUACUCAAGUGAUUUUAGUAAAUCUCCUUGAUUUUAUUCUUUUCAGUUGAGAUCAUUUUGCGUUUCUACACAAGGUAACAAGUGACUAUUCCAAAUCUCCUGUAAGACAGAUAAAAGGGAGAAACAUUCUUCUACUCCUUUCAUCACUUUGCAGUUUGGGAACUGCAAGCCAGUAUUCAAAUAUUCAAAGCUUUACUAGAAUAGAGCAUAGUAUUCAAUGUCGUCUGCUGGAUUGCUGGCGAUUGCUACAAGUGGUUCACAGUAGUACACUUGUGCUAGCAUUGCAUAAUUUAUUAAUCAUAGAAAUUGUGCAUGCAAAUUAGCCACACAGUUCUGCAUCAUCGUGUAUUAACCAGAAGAUUUGUCUUCACAUGUAUUAAUGCCCUCAGAUAAUCAUGUCGCAUUACAGCAGUACACAUUUUAUGCAUCACCUUCCAAAAACUGUCAAAAGCUCACUAAAAGCCAUGUCAUCAAGUGUGUUGUUUUUCGUUGCUGUUCCUGUACUUCUGACUUUCCAAAGUUUGAAAGCAUUUAGCUCCAUGGCUUUUCUGUAUCUGGCUUUUUUUAGGUUUCCUAUUUGGGCUAAGGUUCUAUCAGCCAAAAAUCAGUAUUUCUCUUUCCAUAGUGCACUUUCAAAAAUGUAUUUUUUGCACUAGGAUUCUUCUGCUUAGCUCCACUGCCCGCUGCUUCACGUUGAGGAUUAAGAACACUGAGCUCAGUGCACUUUUCAGGAACUGUUUCCUUCCUUGCCCUGGAAACUUCUCCAUUGCUCAUUCUGACCUGGGCACUGUGCAAAUGAAAUCUGCAUCUUUUCCUCUCUUGCUUUCAAACUGCUCCGAUUAUUUGUUGCACAAAAGUAAGAUUUUCAAGGUGAGUGAACUGACAAUUUUGCAUGAGACAUUUUGCAAGGAAAAAGCAGGCAAGAAAUGCUGCACAGCAAAUAGGGACAAUUACUACAGCUGUGUUCCCUGCUGCCCACCAACCUGCCCUCCUCUUUACUGCCAAAGGAUGUGAAGUACCAGAGAAAUCAGAGCAAAGAGAACUUGGAGAAAAACUCAGAAGAGGGAACAAGACAACUGAAAGUGAAAAGUGAGCAAGAGAGUAGAAGCAACGGGAGAGCAGAAGGAGCAUUAGGGUGGGAGACACACUCAGGGAGGUCAGAGACCUCCAUUUUGAUCACAGAGGACCAUUAGGAGUUACUCAUGCACAAAUCCAAUUUGCAGCUUGUUUCACUUACUUAACAUUUAUCCAUUUUACAAAUGUAGCCUCCACAGGCUGUGCCACAGAGAGAAAAAAAACAAAAGGCACAAACUGAAGUGACUUAGCCAAGUAUUAAAAAACAAACAAACCAAACACCCACAGAGGAAGCCGCUACCUGUUUGUUACCAAACCUACAAGAGGUGGGGCAAGUCAAAGGCAAAAGCAUUAAAUAUAUAAAAGUAGGAGGGAGAAAUUUAUAAGCCAUACUAAACAGUUUGAACCACACACAUUUGAACAACAUGCUAUAACUUUUUUUUUUUUAAAGGAAGAUACUAUUAAGAUUUAAAACCAAUAAAAGUACAACGAAAACAAGAGGUGCAAAGCAUUUACAAGAGUAACUGCAGACCAUUUCAUUAUGGACCAUGACACUAAAACCAUUCUCAUCUCAUUAAGAAAGCUGCAGGCAAAAAAAAAAAAAAAAGUAAAUACAAGUACAAAAUAACAUAAACAGUGAUAAGCAAACUGAUGCCUUUAACGCUUCACUCUUGGGAUUAUCACAUGCAUCUCUACAACUUGUAGCAUUUUAUUCUCAGAUAAAAAUAA